Porites lobata is the source of this 3173-nucleotide messenger RNA. The record is from the annotation of a GenBank genome assembly. Lineage: Eukaryota; Metazoa; Cnidaria; Anthozoa; Scleractinia; Poritidae.
AUGCGUUUGCGGAGUACUAAGGCCAUUUUGGUUAACGUAGCGUCCUUCAUAACCGGUAGCAUUGUCACACUGUUAAUUUGCUCUUCACCUGAAUCAGACCAGAAAAGCAAAGAAAUUACCGAUCUACACAAGAUAAAAGAGAACGUAAAAAAUGAGUCUCUUCCCGUGCAAAGCGCUAAAGCCGAAGAUAGCCUUCCACCGCCUCGUCCAACACUACCUCCGUAUCCACCACCAUUUAAAGAAAGAGCGAUGUUUCUUAGCCCCUCUGGCUCCGACAACGACGCUUUUCUGGUUAUAAUCGUGGUCUCAACAAGCAAGAACUUCGAGGCGCGCAAAGCCAUAAGAGCGUCUUGGGGAAAGAGUACUUCGGGUUCUAAUUCAAACCAAGACUCCUUUCGGUUAUUUUUCGUGGUCGGUUGCGACGAAGUCAGCGACGAGCGAGUCGAAAAAGAGUCCCAAACUUAUAGGGACAUUUUGCGUGGAAAUUUUCUAGACACGUAUGUUCAGAAUGAGUUGCAUACAGUGAAGAUCCUCUUAGGACUUAAAUGGGCAACUACUAUGAGCAAUUCACAAUAUAUUUUAAAAGUAAACUCGGACUCUUUUGUUAAUGUCCAAGAAACGAUCAAAUGGCUUCAUUCACUAAGCGACUCAACCGGUGAUGUUUUGCAAUAUAAGAAAGACCUUUACAUUGGGUAUUGUCAUUCGGGAGUCGCAGUGGUUAGAAAUCCGCAGAGCCCCUAUUUCAUACCAGAAAAUCAAUGGUCGGACGAACUGCUUCCCACCUACGGGUCAGGAAUUGGUGUUGUCCUCUCUCGAGAUGUUGCAGAGAGGAUGGUUCAGCUUGCCAGAGAGGUAAGGCUUAUAUAUAUUCUAAUACUUAGCCGGCUUCCCGCAAGCUGACAGAGCUGAGGUCUGACUGACUUCUCGUUUUAUCCAUAAAAAUACAUAAAUUUAAUGUAUUUAUUUUAAUGUAAUGUCAUGUAAAUGCUGCGUCUCGCAAAAGCUUAGAAAUUCAAGCGUACUCUAUUACAAAACCAAGAACCCUUUUGAAAAUUAGUUUCCAGCAGCUCUAAUACACCAUGAAAGUAAAAUCUCAGUAGGAUCGAUAGUUUUGUAGUUUGAAUUUUAGUAACGUCAUGUGAAAACCAACACAGCAGUGCCUUGCAUACAUUUGUAUAUUUGUAAUACAUUUGGCGGGAGACCCAAUACAUUUCGCGUCACUGAGUAAAUUUAAUUGGUUAAAGGCUGUUUUUCACUAAUGACAGGAUUGGAGUCGUAAUCAGAAGCGUAGAACUUUACGAUCUAAUGAAAACAGCGUGCCGAUUCUUCUGAAUCCGCUUACGACUCCGUCGUUAACGAUCAAGUGAAAACUGGGUCGUCGGAAUCGCAAGCAGAAGCGGAAGAGGUUAACCAAUCACAGGGCGUGGGAACAUGCAUUGCGAUUUGUUUAUCCUUCCUCUUCUGUUUCCGACUCCAACAAUCUGGUUUUCUCUAGAUCAUAAGCGGAACGUAAGCGACGGAGUCUUAAGCGGGGUCGGAAGAAAAUGGAGACGUUCUGAUUCCAAUUCUGAUUCCGAUUCCGUCGUGCUUAUGACUCCGCUUACGACUCCAUUUUUGAUUUUCAUCAGGUCAUAAGCGCUCUUACGACUCCGACUCCAACUCCAUCGCUAGUGGAAACCAACCUUAAGAAAAAUAAUUCCUCCAUCCAAAUAGCAAACAAACUGACUCAAAUUCCAAGCCAUACUGAACCGAAAACUGUGACUACUGAAUAAAUUCUUCUUGAGGUUCAUUGAUCGGGAGUGGAAUGCUAAAUGAGCAUCUUGAACAAAUUUAUAAGGGUAUGUUCUUCAGACAUUUGCCGGUGCUUAUAUGGUGUUUUUGCUUGUGUUUACAUCAAAGUUGCCAAGGUUGCCAUUACUAGGGACAGGAGCCAAUUAAGUAAUCGGCUCCUGAUAGGGAAUUUUGUCGGCCAUCGAUACAGCGGUGGUGCCAUCCCUCUUGAAAGCAGAAUAUUUACUGAACAGAACAAAUGUUUGCGCAUUAUCUGUUUAUUUGUUUUUCUCCUGACUCAUUUUUUACGAUUCCUUAAGAAGGAAUUGCUAUGAUGAUGAUGAUGAUGAUGAUAAUGAUGAUGAUGAUGAUGAUGAUGAUUAUUAUUAUUAUUAUUAUUACUGUUAUUUCUAGUUCUGUCUAGGUCUUAGAGUGAGAUAACAGUCGGGCAGUUUAUCUUGUACCCUUAUACUCAGGAGCCGCCCGCUGGAUAAAACUCCGGCCUUAUUAAGCCAAAUAUGUUUCAACCAGCCCUUUGUAUUAUAAUGUGGAGCUAGUGUUCCUUCACUGUUCCAACGUUUUUUCCCAUUUUAGACUAAAUUCCUCAUACCUCUGGCUAUUUUUCCGCGAUAAAAGAUGCCACGCCCCAAUUAGAUUUAAAAACCCCGCUGAUAUCUAUACUUGAUCCCCAGUUUAUACAAGACUGAAAUUAAACCCCAGUUACGUAUACCCCCAAAAAGUAAAGCUUAUUCACUUUAAAACUGUAAUCCUACCAAUUCGGGCAGCUCUAGGGAUUUGUUUCCAUACAAAGAGAUUCAUUUAACGAAUCUGGACAAGGGCUAAAACUAUGUUUUUUUCUCUUUCCUUUUUCAGACAAAAAUGAUUCACAUUGAUGAUGUAUUCAUUGGAGUACUUGCGCAAAACCUAAACAUUCAGUGCCAGGAUGAAAGUUCACGUUUUGACAUCGCAUACACGACGAUGCUAACAGAGUGCCCGGAUAUGAAUUUUUGUGUACUCGGUAGUGUUCCGGCUAAGGACAUGUUCUAUUUAAACCAAAAUGUGGAUCAUUUAAGAGAUAUUUGCAACGAAGAUAAGGAAAAGGAAGGCUUGCUAGAUGACUUUUUUAACGUUUAAAGCGCAAUUGACGAAGUACGUUUGGCGUGAGUCGUCUCUGAAACAAGUUUACAAGUGUUUUUGUGGGAGUUGCAGCUAGUUGCUAAUCGGAAGUAAUAAUAUAAUAGUCGUGUUGUAAACCAACCACCUCACUAAAAACUGUACGACUUUGCAUUGUUAGAAGUUCAGUUGCGUCACCAUAGGUGAGCUUCUUUGAAAUCGUGGGACUCGUCUCUAAGCCGAUUAUUGCUUGACUCUAAAAGUGGUUUUAUGCGUGGUACGUCCUCUGG